GCCUCCCCUGCCCCGCUUUAUCUGCCUGCGCGGCCCGGGAGUGGUCGCGGAAUAUACCGGGUGAAUACAAACACCAAACGAGCAGAGCUUCUGCUGCCGCUCCUCGUCCAAGGCUCGAGCUAACCGUCGCCGGCGGCCAUGGUCGCUGCCGUGUCGCCUCCGGGCGCGGCGGGGGCGGCGACGAUCAUCGCCUCGUUCCACGGCACCCACUGCGCGUCCCCGUCCCGCGCCGCCGCGCCCAGGCCGCGCUACCACGGCGGCACGUGCUGCUUCGCCGCCAAGCCCACGCCGGCGGCCGCGGUGGCGUCCGAGCCGGGCCAGGACCAGGACCUGGACGACGAGGGGGGCGUCCUCAGCGCCGCCAACGGCGCGGACGCGACGCCGUCCACGCGGAAGAAGCGCCGGGCCCGGAAGGGCAAGAGGUCGGCGGCCGCGCUACAGCAGGAGGCGGCGGAGGAGGAGGCCAGGAGGAAGGCCGAGGAGGAGGAGGCGGCGGCCAAGAAGAAGAAGGCGGAGGAGGAGAGCCGGGCGGCCUCGCUGGACCUGGACGAGGUCAUGGCCGUGAGCCCCGUGGGGCUGGGCCGGCGCUCGCGGCAGCUGUUCGACGAGGUGUGGCGCAAGUUCUCGCGCCUGGGCCAGAUGUCCAGCGCCUCCGCCACCGAGGCGCUCGCCGAGGCGGAGCAGGCCGUGCUCAGCCGCGGCGGGCCCAUGUGCGAGUUCACCGUCCCCGGCGCCCAGGACACCACCGUCCUCGUCGUCGGCGCCACCAGCCGCAUCGGCCGCAUCGUCGUCCGCAAGCUCAUGCUCCGAGGCUACAAUGUCAAGGCUUUAGUUAGAAGGGACGAUGCCGAGGUGAUCGACAUGCUUCCGAGAUCGGUGGACAUCGCUGUUGGCGAUGUUGGUGACCCUUUGGCUGUGCAAUCGGCCGUGUCAGGUUGCAGCAAGAUUAUCUAUUGCGCAACGGCGCGCUCAACCAUCACCGGGGACCUCAACAGAGUUGAUAACCAAGGGGUCAGGAAUGUCAGCAAGGCUUUCCAGGAUUACUACAAUGAGAUGGCUCAGCUCAGGGCUGGUAAAAGCAGCAAGAGCAAACUUUUGAUAGCAAAAUUUAAAUCUGCUAAGUCUCUGAAGGGUUGGGAGGUGAACCAGGGAUCUUACUUCCCGAAUGCCUAUGCUUCUGGUUCUAGUUUCGAUGAAGGUAUCGAUGCAUCCUUUGAAUUUUCAGAAGGUGGCCAGGCCGUUUUUGCAGGAUUUGUUUUUACAAGAGGUGGAUAUGUCGAGAUAUCAAAGAGGCUAUCUCUCCCUUUAGGUUCCACCCUAGACAGGUACGAUGGCUUGCUUCUUUCAGUGGGAGGAAAUGGAAGAUCAUAUGUUGUUAUUCUUGAGACUGGUCCAUUGGCUGACACCUCCCAGAGUAAGAAGUAUUUUGCUCGGAUGACUACAAAAGUAGGCUUUUGUAGGGUAAGAGUGCCUUUCUCGGCUUUCCGUCCAGUAAAACCAGAAGAUCCUCCCCUAGACCCUUUUCUUGUGCAUACCUUCACCAUUAGGUUUGAACCAAAAAGGCAGAGACCUGGUGAUGGAACCCAAGGUGCCACUGACCCCAGAAAUUUUGAGCUGAUACUGGAGUACAUCAAAGCUUUACCCACCGGUCAAGAAACAGACUUCAUACUGGUCUCAUGCACAGGUUCUGGAAUUGAACCUAACAGAAGAGAACAAGUUCUCAAAGCAAAGAAGGCUGGAGAGGAUGCGCUGAGAAGGUCAGGCCUUGGAUACACAAUUGUACGGCCUGGUCCACUGCAGGAAGAACCUGGCGGUCAGCGUGCACUGAUCUUUGAUCAAGGAAACAGAAUCUCUCAGGCUAUCAGCUGUGCGGAUGUAGCAGAUAUCUGUGUCAAAGCAUUGCAUGAUUCCACGGCGAGAAACAAAAGUUUUGAUGUAUGCUAUGAGUAUGUUUCUGAGGAAGGGAAUGAACUGUAUGAACUUGUGGCUCAUUUGCCAGAUAAGGCUAACAACUAUCUUACACCGGCACUAUCGGUUCUAGAGAAAAACACCUAAUUCAGAUUUGUGUCAUAUACGGGUCGUAAUGUGUAUACUCUUCCUCUUGUAAGGUUACAUGUUUUCCUCAUAGAAGCCUUGUGGAAUUCACACGACAAGCCCUUUUUUCUUGUAAAGAUCAUCGAUGGGAUCACUUCACAGAACAAAUUCGGCCACUGUAAUGGUAUAUUCUCUUGUUUCUA
Molecule: messenger RNA, 2237 nt
Organism: Aegilops tauschii subsp. strangulata
Lineage: Eukaryota; Viridiplantae; Streptophyta; Magnoliopsida; Poales; Poaceae
Product: protein HIGH CHLOROPHYLL FLUORESCENCE PHENOTYPE 173, chloroplastic
Source: RefSeq, a predicted model, not a curated record